Messenger RNA from Hemicordylus capensis (graceful crag lizard), 2383 nucleotides. Its product is annotated as methanethiol oxidase-like. NCBI's taxonomy places the organism in Eukaryota, Metazoa, Chordata, Lepidosauria, Squamata, Cordylidae. The record is from RefSeq and is a predicted model, not a curated record. Gene Ontology annotation, molecular function: protein binding; selenium binding. The coding region runs from base 139 to 1554 and encodes 471 amino acids. The transcript has 12 exons.
CUUCCGACUCCAGCCCGCCUCGUCUCCACCCACUGGCCUGGAAUAUAUGACCCUUCACGGCAACACUCUGCGUCUGUGGGUCUUUGCUUCGCUUGCAGCAGCCGGAGUCUGGGGAAAGAAGGCAAAAAGGAGUCCAGCAUGGCAAAAUGUGGAGACUGCGGUCCUGGGUACAAAACGCCGUUGGACGCUAUGAAAGGUCCACGGGAAGAGAUUGUAUACCUGCCUUGCAUCUACAGAAACACGGGAAUAAAGAAGCCAGACUACCUGGCCACGGUGGAUGUAGAUCCCAAGUCUUCAACCUAUUGCAAGGUCAUCCAUCGCCUGCCCAUGCCCAACGUCAACGACGAGCUCCACCACACGGGCUGGAACGCCUGCAGCAGCUGCUUCGGAGACACCACCAAGAAGCGGGACCGGCUGAUCCUCCCCUGCCUGAUCUCUUCCCGGAUUUACAUCGUGGACACCGGCACAGACCUGCGGGCUCCCAGGCUCUACAAGGCUAUCGAGCCCGUGGAGAUGUACUGGAAGUGCAACUUGGCCAAUCCACACACCACUCACUGCUUGGGUAGCGGGGAAAUCAUGAUCAGCACGAUGGGAGAUCCUUCGGGCAACGGGAAAGGUGGUUUUGUGCUGCUGGACGGAGAGACGUUUGAGAUCAAGGGAAACUGGGAAAGAGGAUCCAAGACCCCCAAACUGGGCUACGAUUUCUGGUACCAGCCAAGGCACAAUGUCUUGAUGAGCACAGAGUGGGGAGUGCCCAAGUGCCUUGUAAAUGGGUUUGAUCCAGCUGACCUAGAGAAAGGAUGCUACGGUGGAAACAUUAACGUGUGGGACUGGACCACCCACGAGCUCAUCCAAUCCAUUGACGUGGGAAAGAAUUCCAUUCCUCUGGAAAUCCGCUUUCUCCAUGACCCUGCGGCUGCAGAGGGGUUCAUCGGCUGUGCCCUCAGUGGAGCUGUGCACCGUUUCUACAAGACGGAGAAUGGGACCUGGGCGGCAGAGAAGGUGAUCCAGGUGCCCAACAAGAAGGUGAAUGGGUGGCUUCUGCCAGACAUGCCAGGUCUCAUCACAGACAUCCUGAUCUCCUUGGACGACCGAUUCCUGUAUUUUAGCAAUUGGCUUCAUGGAGACAUUCGCCAGUAUGACAUCACCGAUACCCGAAAGCCCAAGCUGGUAGGACAGGUCUUUGUGGGAGGCAGCAUUGUAAGAGGUGGACCCGUCACCGUCACUGAGGACCAAGAGCUGGACUGCCAGCCAGAGCCGUUCGUCAUUCAGGGCAAGAGGGUUCAAGGUGGGCCUCAAAUGAUCCAGCUGAGCUUGGAUGGCCAGAGAUUGUAUGUCUCCACUUCCCUCUACAGCGGCUGGGAUAAGCAGUUCUACCCCGAUAUGAUUAGGGAAGGCUCUGUUAUGCUGCAGAUCGACGUGAACACCACCAAAGGGGGCUUGACAGCAAACAAGAAAUUCCUCGUGGAUUUCGGGAAAGAGCCCGAGGGCCCAGCUCUGGCCCACGAGAUCCGCUACCCCGGGGGAGACACCACCUCCGAUAUCUGGAUUUAAAUGGAGGCCUCAGCGGAACAGCAGGAGGAGGGUGGGCAUGUCAAUGGUUUGCCUUGUCUUAAGGGUUUGGAAAGGGACGUGGGGGGGGGCACUUAUUACAUGGCACUACAGCCUGAUUUUGAAGGAGCGGGCCAACCUGUGUUGAAACUGGGCCACUCAAAAUUCUGCAAAUCCACAGUCUGCGAGACCUUGAACGAAUGAAUGGUGUUCAGAAGAAAGUUUGCUCUUAAGUUGCCACAUUCUGCCACUAGAGAGGCCACUUUCAGCUUUCACCCACACAAGCAACUGAAAAUCAAAUGGCGCCUUUGGAUACAUCCACACAACCAGUUUUAAAACCAGUGUGACACCAGUUUAGCAGAUGUCUCUCUCCCGAGUACCCCGAGGGAUUGUAAUUUUGUGCUGAAAAGUUAUUGGAAAGGAAUUUUUAGCCCAUCUACAAUUCCUGGAAUUCUUUUGGGGGAAUGGAAUGAAGGUGAAACUGGUUUCAAAAUAGUUUAAGAUUCUGUAUUAGACACAUUGCUUAAGCAUUUUGGUGUUGAAGCUUUUUGAAAACCACCAGAUCUAUACUCUGCAGGAGGCAGCCACAUUUUAAUCUAGUUAGCUGUGACAAACACAGGAGCUGUCAAAACCUGGUUGGGCAAAAGAGGAAUGGAAUCUCCUUUUGAGUGGGUCAGUUCAUUUGGGUGGGACUCACAACAUAGCACAAAGCAAGCUUGCUUGUGACCUAGCGAUCAAUAUCCGUUUCUGGAAGCUGGCAUUCUCUGUGCUGCUGUUGCUAACAUGCUUCAGAAAUUAGCUAAAACAAUAAACCGGGUUCUCUCUGCCGUCA